Messenger RNA from Spirodela intermedia, 2186 nucleotides. Lineage: Eukaryota; Viridiplantae; Streptophyta; Magnoliopsida; Alismatales; Araceae. The record is from the annotation of a GenBank genome assembly.
AUGAAGGACGUCUCGUCGUCGUCCGGGGCCGAUCCGCGGCAGCCUUCUUCCGCCAAGCCUUACGUACCCCCGACGGUGUCCCCCCAGGAUCUACCCAUCGAUUAUUCUGGCUUCCUCGCCAUGCUCUUUGCGAUGGCCGGAGUCAUGUUUAAGGUCAGCACUCUCCCGCCGGAUUCUCGCCGUCUUAUUUUUCUGUUCUUCAUCUUAAUUAUGUCGCUGAACUGAAGAUGGGUGGAAAUUGUGUGAACGUCCUGGGAACCCAUAGUUGCCCUUGAAUUUUUCCCCCUCUCGUAUUAAUCACUCCUUUAGCGUUUGCAUCUUUUGCGGAUGCUACGGGCUUGAUCUGUUUUCUGGUGGCUUACUUGUGCAGUACAAGGUCUGCUCGUGGGUGUCUUUGAUCUUCUGUGCUCAAGCACUCGUAAACAUGAAGAACCUCGAGAACGAUCUUAAACAGAUAUCUAUGGCCAUGAUGUAAGUUGGCUUUCCCCAUAGCGUUGCUUCUGCUUUUUGAUCGUGAGAUUUGUGUAAAUUCUCAUCGUGACUUGCUCGACACCCAAUCAUUCAUCUCUAAGCACGCUCAAUCAAUGUUUCUGUCCCUGAUAGAGAUUUCCAAAUGCGUUGAGUAUUCCGAUGAAAAAUCUUUGUGCGCAUUUCUGGCAGAUUUCAGUUCAUAAAAGCGUUUGAAUGGCAACUUAAAACAAGAUUAACUGACUAUUUAUACGCAAGAAGCUCUUGGUGACUUCAUCUUCUUGUCUAUUUGGACGAACAUUUAACACGAUGAUGAAGGGCAUCGGCAUCACAGUUUAUCUCUUUAAUGUUCUGGAUCUUGGCGCUAGUACUACAUGAUCAAGGGAUAUGACGGGUAUUUGAUCAGUCAUGAUUCUUGCUACUAGGCACAUUUUCUUGACUAUGGAACUUCAGAUCGUUCCGCUGGAGAAGUUUCUUGGUGUCACUAUCCACAUUUUCUUGACUAUGGAACUUCAGAUCGUUCCCCUGGAGAAGUUUCUUGGUGUCACUAUCCACAUUUUCUUGGCUCUGAAACUUGAGAUCUUAUUUGCCUCCUGAUGGAAGCGUUUCAGAAGUCCAGGUUGAUGCGACUGGAAACUAUACCUUUUCGUCUGUUCGUUUUGAAUUCCCAGUCAAGACAGCUUUCACUAAAAAAGUUUCUGUGAUAAUCAGCAGAAAAGGUUUUGUGAUUUGCUGUUCAGGUUUUAUUCAAACUUGCUUGAAUUUGUGUUGAAAAUAUUAGAAGCGGCCAUUACUCUAGAUGAUUCAAUGAGGGAGUGAGGGAGGGAGGGAGGGAGAUGAACCUUGAAUUGAAGGCAAGUUAGUGAGAACUUCGUUAUGAACCUUGACAGUGAUUCAGAUAGUGCUAUAGACGGAUGCACCAGAAUUUUCAAUGAGUUCAAAGACAUUUAUAAAGGAAGAGAAGGAACUUCUUACACACAAAAAUUCUGCACAUAGAUCAAUCCCAGGCUAUGAAAAAAUUUGAGUGGCUGAGAAUAUGAAAAUGGAGCAGUAUAUUAUCGAAAUUGAUAAAGAAUGUUUUUCUAUGGACGAGUGAUUUUAUCAGCCUCAAACAUUACAAAGGUCUCUGUUAGAUAGCAAACGUAAUAAUCGGGAAUACUUCUCCCUAUCCCUUUGAUGUUUAAUUUAUUUACUAGAUGAUCACUUUUAAGUUUGGCCCUUAUCAAAGUUUAACUUAUGACACUUUUUUGUGCUGAAUAAAAUUGAGCUGUAAUACAGCCUUUCUUGGCGUGUAAGCAUUUGAAUUUAAUCUGGGAUUUACGAAAAUGAGGUUAAUUAAGAUUAUAGUGGAGCAUUUGUUUUGUACUGUUUUUGGCGCAUUUCUUUCCAUUGUGGAGAUAUAUGUUAGUCUCGUAACUUUUUUGACCAGUGGCCACAUACUUGCACCUGUGGAAACAUCAAUGCUCCGCAGCCUUGGUGCAGCUGAUCUCAUUUAUAAUCUCAUCUCCACUUGCUGUCAAUAUUGGAUUCAAUCUGUUAUUUUGGUAAUGCAAAUGUUACUAAACUGGAUAAAUCCUCGUCAUGCGGUUUAAUUCUUGUUCUGAAUCGCUAUUGCUGUCUAUUGUGCUGAUUGCCCAAAUUCUGCCAGGUUUGCUAUCAUGGGGUUUGUGACAAAUUACUUGGGAACGUCUCGUUCAUCACCUUCAACAAAACGCUGA